UCAUCCGUCAUUUUCCAGUAGGAGUUUUUCAGUGUUCUGCGACGGUUGCAGUUUUCUUGAUACGCAGUUGAAAAUUGUUUAGUCCAGCCAAUUACCAUCCGAAAAAAACAGCAAAAUGUCCGGAAAAGAUAGGCUACCGAUUUUCCCGUCCCGUGGUGCCCAGAUGUUGAUGAAGGCCCGUCUGGCAGGAGCCCAGAAAGGUCACGGUCUGCUCAAGAAGAAGGCGGAUGCCCUGCAGAUGCGAUUCCGUUUGAUUCUGGGCAAAAUCAUCGAGACCAAGACCCUGAUGGGUGAUGUUAUGAAAGAGGCAGCCUUCUCGCUGGCGGAGGCCAAAUUCACGUCUGGCGACAUUAACCAGGUGGUGCUGCAGAACGUCACCAAGGCCCAGAUUAAGAUCCGCACCAAGAAGGACAACGUGGCUGGUGUCACACUGCCCGUUUUCGAGUCCUACCAGGACGGAUCCGACACCUACGAACUGGCCGGUCUGGCCCGUGGUGGUCAGCAGCUGGCCAAGCUGAAGAAGAACUACCAGAGCGCCGUUAAACUGCUCGUGGAGCUGGCCUCGCUGCAGACCUCAUUCGUCACCCUGGACGAGGUGAUCAAGAUCACCAACCGUCGUGUGAACGCCAUUGAGCAUGUGAUCAUCCCCCGAAUCGAUAGGACUUUGGCCUACAUCAUCUCGGAGCUGGACGAGCUCGAGCGUGAGGAGUUCUACCGGCUGAAGAAGAUCCAGGACAAGAAGCGCGAGGCUCGCAUUAAGGCCGACGCCAAGAAGGCGGAGUUGCUGCAGCAGGGCAUCGAUGUGCGCCAGCAGGCCAAUAUCCUGGAUGAGGGCGAUGACGACGUGCUGUUCUAAGUAUUACCUUGGAUGUGUUAAUUCCAGCAAUAUUAUUGUUAAACUAUUUCUGUUCUGUAUCCGUUUCCAUAUUGUAAUUCGCAAAGGGCAAGCCACAAACUUAAUUGUACCUAUGUAGCAAAAGUGUGUAGACUAUUCCAAUAAGCAGAAAAGUAUGUAUUCCAUUUUUGUAGUGUAGUGUAAGCUGCGCAAAUCAUGCAUUAAAGUCUUGUUGUAUCAUACGA
Messenger RNA from Drosophila simulans, 1080 nucleotides. RefSeq names its product V-type proton ATPase subunit D 1 (gene Vha36-1). NCBI's taxonomy places the organism in Eukaryota, Metazoa, Arthropoda, Insecta, Diptera, Drosophilidae. Gene Ontology annotation, cellular component: proton-transporting V-type ATPase complex. Bases 116 to 856 code for a protein of 246 amino acids. Gene Ontology annotation, molecular function: proton-transporting ATPase activity, rotational mechanism. The record is from RefSeq and is a predicted model, not a curated record. The transcript has a single exon.